AUGGCCGCAUCCUGGGACAAUCACUCCGAAAUGGAGCAUCGCAACCGUCUGCCAACGCUCUUUGAGGUCCUUAGUCGUCAUACCUUGGCCCCCGUCGAUCUUUUCUCCUUCUAUAUCUACAUGCGCGACCAGCAGCGAUCAGUGGACUAUCUUGACUUCUGGCUUGAUGUUUCCCAGCACAUGUCCCUAUGUCGCCAUUAUGUUCGAGAGCUUCGACGGUCUGUUCUCGUCGCAACCCCCGACAUGGAGCGCGCCGAUAGCAUGCACUCGUCUGCCAUGUUAGAGAACUUGGAGAACUUGGGGGACAUUCCUCUGCAGGAGGCUGGCCCUUCGCGUGUCCCCGGGAGCGAAAAGGACCGGGAUGCCAACCACCGUCUCUCUGCUUUCUUGCGUUCUGAAGGGGCCACCUCAAACCACUCGCCACAAAACAGCCUUGGCUCUCAAUCGGCCCAUCGUACCGCGUCCCCAGACCAACAACCACGCCCCAGUGAAGGCACUUUCAAUGGGGACUCCCCAGGUCACACAGUGGCUCGUAACGACAUUCGUGCCAGUGCUGAAAAGAUCCUGUACACCUAUCUUCUGCCCGGUUCAGAGCGAGAGAUCAUUCUGCCUGAAAUGAUGACAUCUACCAUAAUCAACUUAAUUGAAGAUGACGGACGUGACGACCCUGAGGUGUUCGACCCCGCUAAGGACUAUGUUUUCCAGGCCAUGGAGCGGGAUGCGUUCCCCGGCUUCUUGCAAGCCAAGGCAUUGGGUAACCUUGUUCCUUUGAGCAUUCUCAUUCGCUUGGUUGUUGCUUUGGUCAGCUUUGGAGGUGGAUUCUGGGCCGCUUUUUAUGUGGUCUUGCGCAACAAGCCUCGAAACAUCCGAUGUUGGGUUAUUCUGCCAUUCUUAGUCGCUUCCUAUCUCAUCGUUUCCUACCAGUACAAGAUUGAUCCUGCUAUGGCCUUCCUGGGCUACAGCGAGUAUACGUUUUUGAACUGGGCACCGAUCCGCGAGCCUUACGUUCGACAACUCUUGAACAAGCGUGCUCUUGUCACGACAGCCAUCGCCUUCCUCACAGCUGCCGCUUUGAGUGUCCUUUUCAUCUUCGUCCCCGGAACCAUGCUAUGA
This is a messenger RNA of Penicillium chermesinum, 1113 nucleotides long. RefSeq lists its product as uncharacterized. The record is from RefSeq and is a predicted model, not a curated record. Gene Ontology annotation, biological process: intracellular protein localization. Gene Ontology annotation, cellular component: plasma membrane. NCBI's taxonomy places the organism in Eukaryota, Fungi, Ascomycota, Eurotiomycetes, Eurotiales, Aspergillaceae. The transcript has 3 exons. The coding region runs from base 1 to 1113 and encodes 370 amino acids.